AUGUCUCCCACCCUCAGCAUCGCCUAUCUGAUUACGACCAUUUUCCUCUUCAUAGUGGCCGUCAUCUUCCACGUCAAGAGCACCUCCCUCUCCCUCCCCAUCCCAUCAGCCGUGACAGUCCUCGCCUUUAUCCUACCACUCAUCAACCUCCUCAACGCAUCCAUAUACCCUCAUCUAACACAUGGCUCCCCUUCCUCGCCCGUACCCAAGCGAGGAGCAGGAGGAGCAACGGGAGCCCGCGGGCUGACCGGCCUGACGCCCCUGAUCAUGCAGGUCCUGCAAGCCCUGGCCACUACGGUCCUGGCGACCCUGCUGUUCGAGGACGCCGUCCCGUCGACCGCAGCGUCGUCGUGCCUCGUCGAGUCCCGCUGGUCGGCCUACUACCGCGCCCACGACGACGGGGCCAUACGCCGCAUCCAGGACGGCCUGGCGUGCUGCGGCUUCAACUCGGUCCGCGACAGGGCGUACCCCUUCCAGAGGAACGGCGUGCCGAGUACGUGCCCCGAGACUUAUGGGAGGGACGUGGCCUGCCGGGCUGGUUGGGAGGGUGCCACGAGGUCUGUUUCCGGGAUUGAGCUGGCUGUCGUUUUGGCCACGGGUCUUCUACAGAUAUUCGGUCUGUUUGUGAUGUCCCAAGGCCCAUCAGGAGAUUGGUGGACUACGUCGUCACGUGGACCUUGGAGCAGACUGUUUGCCGCGGGACAGAGACGCGGACAUUCUGGCAGUCGCCGCCCUCUCCUCACGGCUGCCGCGGAGGAAGACGACGAGGAAGAACAAGGUCAGAAUGGUGAGACUCCCACCGACCAUGGCCAGAGAUACGGCGCUACAGAUGAUCAGGAGGGAUACCAGGAGGGAUCUGGCAGACCACGUGUCGAGCCAUCGUUCCCAUUUCCCGAGGGGAAUGCCUGGAGGAGCAGCUAG
Molecule: messenger RNA, 921 nt
Organism: Geosmithia morbida
Lineage: Eukaryota; Fungi; Ascomycota; Sordariomycetes; Hypocreales; Bionectriaceae
Exons: 4
Coding region: 1-921 (306 amino acids)
Source: RefSeq, a predicted model, not a curated record